Molecule: messenger RNA, 1914 nt
Organism: Ambispora gerdemannii
Lineage: Eukaryota; Fungi; Glomeromycota; Glomeromycetes; Archaeosporales; Ambisporaceae
Source: the annotation of a GenBank genome assembly
AUGGCAAGAUCUCGAAAACGCCAAAGCGAUCUAAUUGUGCACGCUCCUAACGCUUUUAGGAAGAAAGCUAGGAAAGCUAAAACAGUAGCUCAAGAAAUUGAAGAAGUCGACACACCUUCAACUAGUGAAAAAGCUAAGGGAAAAGGAACAACUGAAGAUGCUGAUAACGUUACAAAUGAAGAGGAUAUAAUCACUAAUCUUAAUUCAAGAACUAAAAGAACUCGACUUUCUAAAAACAAAGUAGUCAGUUAUACUCAAUUGGAAAAUUCGGCCGACGAAGAAGCUAUUUCAACAAAAGAUAAAACAAAAUCUGAUAAAAAAAAAUCUAAUUCGAAAUAUGAAUUUCCUCGUGGGGAUCUGGCUGAAUCAUUUGAUGAUGAAUGGGAACAAUAUCUUGUGGCUCUUAAAUCUCGUCUUUUACAACCGACUGGGAUAGAUUUUAACGCGCUUCCCAAAAAUAUUUAUCCGAAUAUAAGAGUUGCAAUGAAGGAUAUUGAAAUUUUGCCGUCAGAAGAAGGGAAAAAAUAUCUGUCAUAUAAAAAAGAUCCUCAGUCCAUAAUAAUAGGUUCUAAAGAUAAUAAUCCAAUAACAUUACCACAAUACGAGUCGACCUCUUUUCAUGAUAAACUCCCUCGUCGAAUUGGAUACAUUCUCAAUUUUGGUGGAUCUGUUUGGAGUGUUGAAUGGUGUCCUUCGAUUUCAUCUGCAAAACAUCAAUACUUGGCGAUAGGAGGAUAUAAAAGUACUGCAGAUGAAAAUCGUAUUAUCGGAGAAAUACAAACCAAAGAAUUGGAAAACUCUAUACAAAUUUGGAAACUGGAUUGUAGGAAUAACGACCAAUCAGAAAAACCAAUUUUGGAUAUGGUUAUUUGUCAUGAAUAUGGUUGUGUCUAUGACAUGAAAUGGUGUUUUUAUGGGGCUUAUGAGAAUUUCGAUGAAAACGAGUUUAGCAUGGAUUUGAAGCGAUUGGGUCUUCUCGCUGUUUCAUUUGGCGAUGGAAAAAUCAGGAUUUUUGAGGUGCCUCAUCCUGAAUGUAUAAGACAACAAUUAAAAAUGAAGGAAAAAGCUUCAAGCACCCUUUUUGUGAAGUUUACUCGGCCAUUAUGUACAUUGUCAAUGCCCGAAACACUUUGUUGGACUAUUAGUUGGGGAGGACACACUAAAAUUGCCGCUGGAUGCACCAAUGGUAUCGUGGCGGUUUGGCGUUUAGAUAAAAUCUUCGCAGAAUGGGAAAAUAAAGGAGGAAUUGUAAGCGAAGAAACUCUCGUCCCUUCGCUUCACGUUACUGCACAUAAUUCUUAUAUACGUCAUAUAACUUGGAACUCGAUCGACAAUCCUACGCAUAUUAUGACUUGUGGUCAUGAUGGAAAAUUGCAAAUGUUUGAAGAACGAGAUCCAUGGAUAAAACAUCUAUUCCAAAAAAUUCGAUCUUUUAUGAUAACUUUUACAUGGGCAGCCCACUAUAACGUCAUUUAUUUUGCUGAUUCUGAAAAUUCAAUAAGAUUUAUUCAAAUGGAAGAUCCUAAAAAGACUACUGGUGGUCUGAUACUGCAUCGUGGCUGUGUCUGGGGAAGCACUUCGUCUUACUUCCAUCCUUUUAUUGCAUCUUGCGCUGCUGACGGAAUGGUCAAAAUUGCAAAUAUUUGUCGUUUGAGGGAUCGGCAUCAAAGACCUGUUCAAGUUACUGUUUAUCGGCUCACUUUCGAUGGAAAAGAAUACAGAUACUGGGAUAAUAUCAAAGCUGAGGAAACCACGUUUAACAAUCUGACCUAUGAAAAUAUGCUUGCCCCAAAAUUUUCCCCUGAGGAAGCCAUCCAACGAGUUUCAUGGUGUCCUAAUAAGUGUGCAGGGGUAUGGUUAGCUUCAGGAGGCGCUGGAGGGUUGGUGAGGAUUGAUUGUACUGAAUGGGAAUAA